ACAACACCGCCGGUGAAAUUUGAGGUUAUGCCUUUGACAACACGUGUGUAUGUUGCGUGAAAACAAACCGUGAAUUCGUAUAUUUGAGACCUGAAAAUCAGCGAAAAUGAGCGAAGAAAAUGAAAAAGAGGGAUCUGGGAUCAUGGUUCGAUUGGCCGUCAAUCGGAUCGAUCAAAAUCUUCCCACCCAUCAAGAUCCACAAGUGUUCCUUUACUCUCCUGGAGAAGAAAUAUCAACGCAGCCAGAUUUUUUGAGGGGUCAUGGAACGUAUGUGGACGAACAAGAAGUUCUGCGAGCAUCGGUUGCUGGUCGAUUGGAAAGAGUCAACAAGCUGAUAUCUGUGAAGCCUUACAAAACCAGAUACCAAGGUGAAAUCGGAGACGUCGUUAUUGGAAGGAUAACAGAGGUUCAGCAGAAACGUUGGAAAGUUGAUUGUAAUGCCAAAUUGGAUGCUGCUCUUCUUUUGUCUAGUGUCAAUUUGCCAGGAGGAGAGUUGAGGAGAAGAUCAGUCGAAGAUGAGCAGGCAAUGAGACGCUAUUUACAAGAAGGAGAUUUGAUAUGUGCAGAAGUUCAGAGUAUCUUUGCCGAUGGCUCUCUGUCUCUGCACACUAGAGUCCUUAAGUACGGCAAAUUAUCUCAAGGCAUCAUGUUGAAGGUAUCGCCUGCAUUGAUUAAAAGGCAAAAAACUCACUUCCACAAUCUAACGAAUGGAGCCUGCUUAGUCCUGGGAAACAAUGGAUACGCGUGGAUAGGAGCCAAUGUUGCUGAUACAGACAGGUCGGAGGGUGGGUUUACCCAGGAUUUAUCCAGAGUCAGUCAAGAAGACAGGGAGGUAUGCGCCAGACUGCGUAACUGUAUUCUGAGUCUUGCCAAAAGUCACAUUCUAUUGUCGGACACAUCCGUCACUUACGCCUACGAGGAAUCGAUGAAGUACAGCAUUCACGAGAUGCUGAUACCAGAGGUACAGCUCGACGUCGCCUUGCUGACACACCAGAGGCUCACCAUAUCGUUAUAAAUAACAUUUAUCUUUAUAGUUGUUAAUAAGAGUAUCGAGUAAGUUAAGAAUGAGUAUUGAUUUUUAUAAAAUCGACGUAAUAUAAUUUUAUAUAUUCAGGCAAAAAGUUUAGUAAAUCACGAGAUAUUUUCUCCCAUAACGA
Molecule: messenger RNA, 1157 nt
Organism: Nasonia vitripennis (jewel wasp)
Lineage: Eukaryota; Metazoa; Arthropoda; Insecta; Hymenoptera; Pteromalidae
Product: exosome complex component RRP4
Exons: 3
Coding region: 107-1015 (302 amino acids)
Biological process (GO): CUT catabolic process; nuclear polyadenylation-dependent rRNA catabolic process; exonucleolytic trimming to generate mature 3'-end of 5.8S rRNA from tricistronic rRNA transcript (SSU-rRNA, 5.8S rRNA, LSU-rRNA)
Cellular component (GO): nuclear exosome (RNase complex); cytoplasmic exosome (RNase complex)
Molecular function (GO): RNA binding
Source: RefSeq, a predicted model, not a curated record